Pseudozyma hubeiensis SY62 is the source of this 399-nucleotide messenger RNA. RefSeq lists its product as hypothetical. The record is from RefSeq and is a predicted model, not a curated record. NCBI's taxonomy places the organism in Eukaryota, Fungi, Basidiomycota, Ustilaginomycetes, Ustilaginales, Ustilaginaceae. Bases 1 to 399 code for a protein of 132 amino acids. The transcript is spliced from 2 exons.
AUGGGUAAGGUGGUGAGCCAGGAAGAAGCGAAGGUGGUCCAGGCCAGGAUACCCUCGGUCCUCGUGCCGCUCAUCAUCGUAGGUGCGGUAGCAUCGCGCUUCUUUGGCGCCAACAAGCGCAGCGGUUACACGGGCAAGUACGAUCCCAAGACGGGACUCGGUCGAGGUGCACCAGGUUUUCAGACGGGCGUCAAGCGUAUGGCGGUCACGCCGGAGAUCGCGGCACGGAUGCGAGCAGGAGAGCAAGUCUCUGCUGAGGAGAUUGAAGCAGCCAUUGCCAAGGCGCAGUCGCAGAGCGGAGCCAGUUCGACCGCUGUUCGCAAUCCGAAUGUCGAUCAAGACUGGCUGCCCCAAGGCAGAAGCAGUCCUGCGGGGAAGAAGGGCAGCAAGAGACGCUGA